Penicillium cataractarum is the source of this 2343-nucleotide messenger RNA. RefSeq names its product putative Patatin family phospholipase. The record is from RefSeq and is a predicted model, not a curated record. Gene Ontology annotation, molecular function: triacylglycerol lipase activity. Bases 1 to 2343 code for a protein of 780 amino acids. Lineage: Eukaryota; Fungi; Ascomycota; Eurotiomycetes; Eurotiales; Aspergillaceae. The transcript has 3 exons. Gene Ontology annotation, biological process: lipid metabolic process.
AUGUUCGGCGACUCCACAAUAGCCCAUUCGCAAUGCCAUAAACGUGAUUCGGAUAGCCUGGUCUCCCUGCCUCCGCCGCCGCGUCGGUCCUUGCGCAAGGCCAUCUCCAUCCCGGCCGUCUCGUCGAUCGUUAAGGAUUCGUUGAAUUGGGCUGGCGAGACCUUGCAUACCUACCGCGAUGGGCUCUCCACUGAGCAGCGCAGGCAGAAAGCAGAUAUUGAGGACCGGAAGCAAAUACUAUACCUGAAAAUCAAGAAUGCCGUGUCGUACGAGGAGUGGUGUACAUGCGCCAAUGAAUUGGACGUGUUGGAGGACAAUGUAUCUUGGAAGCGCACCAUCGAAUGCUCAGAGUACCACCCGGAGUUGGUCCAGGAACGGUUGCGACAGCUGGAGGAGGCGCGCAUUAGCUGCGACGUGAGUCGCAUGCUGUAUCUUGUUCGCACCGCCCUUAGUCGCGACCUGGGGAAGAUGAGCAACUCGUCCUUAUAUCGACAUUCGCAUACUGGGACAAAAGAUUUGAUCGAUCGGUAUAUCACGACUGCGCUCGAGACCAUCAAUACAUUGGUAGAUCUGUCAGUACAUAAUCGCUGCGAUGGGUUGGAGCUCAAGUACAUACUGGACCAGCUGCUGGCAGCGCGACAGGCAUUUGGCCGAAGUGCGCUUCUAUUCUCGGGAGGUGCCACGUUUGGCAUGAACCACAUUGGGGUUCUCAAGGCCCUCUAUGAAUCGAAGCUCAUCCCGCGCAUCAUCUCUGGAGCCUCGGCAGGUAGUAUCGUGUGUGCGGUAUUUUGUACCCGCACCGAUGAUGAACUGCCAGCCCUGCUGGAGACCUAUGCGCAUGGAGACUUUGCAGUCUUCAACGAGCAAGGCCAAGAAGAGAACAUUUUCCAGAAGACGGCACGAUUUUUGAAGUUUGGAUCCUUCCUGGACAUAACUCAUUUGGCAAAUACGAUGCAGGCAUGGCUGGGAGACAUGACAUUUCAAGAGGCGUAUAACCGAACUCGCAGGAUUUUGAAUAUCUGCGUGUCGAGUGCCGGCAUGUAUGAGCUACCUCGGCUGCUCAAUUACAUCUCUGCACCCAACGUAUUGAUCUGGUCGGCAGUAGCGGUGUCUUGCUCCGUGCCAUUGGUCUUCAGGCCGUUCACCCUCAUGGCCAAAGACCCGUUGACAGGAGAGGCGACUCCUUGGAAUGACCUUCACAAGCAGUAUAUCGAUGGCUCGGUGGAUGGCGAUCUUCCCAUGACACGACUAUCAGAAAUGUUCAACGUCAAUCACUUCAUCGUCUCCCAAGUCAACCCACACGUUGCACCUUUCUUACCAAAAGAAGAUGGCCCAACAAACCACCCCGAGCUGGGCUCAUCUUUCAUUCCUCGCUGGAUGAAUACAAUGACUCACCUUGCGAAAGACGAGGUCCUUCACCGAAUGACUGUCCUCUCAGAACUUGGGGUCUUCCCCACCUCCAUGACUAAAGCUGCUUCAAUCAUGAACCAGAAAUACAGCGGCGACAUCAACAUCUACCCGGAAUUGAUCUCAUCAAACUUCCCACGGAUCCUUGAAAAUCCAACAACCGAAUUCAUGCUGCAGGCUUGUUUGAGUGGAGAACGCGCGACAUGGCCCCGGUUAAGCCGGAUUAGGAAUGCCUGUGCCAUUGAAUUGGCACUCGAUCGCGCCGUUCAGCAGAUGCGAGCGCGGGUCGCCUUGAGUCCUGGCCAAUUGGAGUUACGCAUGCCAGGCUCCCUUCAUCAUUCCACAGAGUCUAUAGAAAGCGGUAUGGGACGAGGGCGUAUCCGAAACCGCCGGCGCGGCUCACACAGUCAUGAACUGGAAAGGAGACGCUCGAGAGCCCUUUCCCGCAGCAUUACUGUCCAGGGACUGCGAAAAGCACGCAGUACCCUUUCCCUCGAACACCCAUCCUUCACCACAUCGAAUGAUCUUGUCUCCGUCCCAACCCGGCCAAAGGCCCACCGCCGUCGAUCGUCCAUGACCUUCGGCACGGGUGUCUUCUCAAUUGAAUCCGACAGCGACGAUGAAGAUGAUUUUGUUGCAUCCCACUCUAUCAACGCUCGGAAAUCUCAUCACCGAGGCUCUUGGGAUUUCUCUUCACACGCAGAUGAAUUGAAUCAUGGCAUGCAUAGUCCUGUCCGAUCUCGGCGAUCUUCAUUCUCGUCGGGAAGACGGCAACGCUCUGGUUCAGACCAUCGAGGUUCACCAAAACAGGUCUAUGCUGCUUCGGCUAGAGAGAUCUCCAUGGCCUUGUCGCCCUCGUCUCGUCAUUUGCUUAGUAUGACGCCGACGGUGCAUCCGACUUCUCCUGACUCGUUCACCCACAAAGCACGGUCAUGA